UUCCAGUUUAAUAAAAUGAAGGAAUUUGAGAGGAGACGAAGUGUAAAUGGAAUUGGCAAAGUAGGAAGUGCCAGUUCUUUGUCGGCUGGAAGAGAAACAGAAACUAUUUUAAAUCCAGAAUGGCUUUCUGAUGAUUUUUGUUCUUCUGAAGAAUUGGAUAAAUUAAGUAUGUGCUUAAGUGAGGCUUCUUCUUCGGAAAAUAAUGGGGGUAGACAAAGACAAUCACUUUUAGCGGAUAUUGUUCAAGCUCAGUUGAUUAUAACAAUAUUUUAUUCGUAUGCCUGGCAAAAUCAUCGAAAGAAAUUUCUUCUUUCUGUGUUUGUUGUACUUCCAACAGCAAUGGUUGUUUGUUGUACUUUAUCUUCAAUGCUUACAGUUAUUGUUAUUUUGGGUCGAUUCUUUUCUUCCCCAGUCCGUUUUCAAGACAUUUUACAUGUUGAUGGAGGAAAUGAUGAUAAUGAUGGAAGUGUAAGCACAACUGGAGGGGGAAAUGGAGGAGGAGGUAUUAGACGUAGAACAACUUCUGUUUCUUCUUGUCACUCUUGUGGUGGUAGUUCUAUUAAGGGAUUUACUUUCUCUUGUGACGAAUUACCUAAACCAAUGUGUCGAAAACAUUCUGCUGAAGGUUCUUCUCUAUCAUUAUUUGGAAGUAAUGGGAAUGGAAGUGGAAUUGUUCGUUCAGAUUCAAUUGGGGGUUAUAGUGCUAGACCUAGAUUGACACAUCAAUAUUCCCAUUCACCUGCAGACGGCUCUGGAACUUCUGCUGUUGUUGACCGUUAG
Molecule: messenger RNA, 780 nt
Organism: Meloidogyne enterolobii
Lineage: Eukaryota; Metazoa; Nematoda; Chromadorea; Rhabditida; Meloidogynidae
Source: the annotation of a GenBank genome assembly